Messenger RNA from Papaver somniferum (opium poppy), 837 nucleotides. RefSeq lists its product as uncharacterized. NCBI's taxonomy places the organism in Eukaryota, Viridiplantae, Streptophyta, Magnoliopsida, Ranunculales, Papaveraceae. The record is from RefSeq and is a predicted model, not a curated record. Bases 1 to 837 code for a protein of 278 amino acids. The transcript is spliced from 3 exons.
AUGAGAAAAUCGUUUAUGAAAGAUAUAUUGGAAGAUGAUUUACGAGCACCUAAGAAGAAGAAGACUGCUUCUGAUGUUAUAGAUUUACUCCGAAUGGAAUAUGGAGUUGAUCUCACGUAUAGUCAGGCAUACCACGGUUUACAAUUCACCAAGAGAUUUCUUUGGGGUGAUGACAUCAAGUCUUAUUUAGAUUUUCUUUGGUAUAAAGAGGCCAUUGAACAUUACAAUCCUGGAAGCGUCGUGAAUUUUGAGUAUGAUGGUGUGACUCGUCGGUUCAAAAGGUUUUUCGUGGCCUUUGAAACUUCUAUAACUGGUUUCAACAAUUACUGCCAUCCGAUGCUAUUUAUUGAUUGUACCUUUCUCACUGGGAAGUUCAAAGGUGGUCUUAUGGUUGCUUGCGGCAAAACUGGUAAUCAAGAGAUCUAUCCAGUUGCAUUUGGAAUUGUUGAAAGUGAAAAUUGUGAUAGUUGGGAAUGGUUCUUAACCAAUUUGAAGGGUAUUAUUCGUGAAGAUCGUCCACUGACCAUCAUAUCAGAUCUUGGAAUUGGCCUUUUGAAGCAUGUGCCUGUAGUCUUCCCAAAGGCUUUCCAUUCCUACUGUUUGUACCAUAUGAAAGAAAAUAUUCCUGUUCCAAAGGGCAAGAGCAGACAAACUGCAGUCAAAAGGUUGUACUCUCGACCCAUUUAUCUUAUUCCUGACUCUGAGAAGCCACCUGGAAUUAAUGAAAAGGGGUAUAUUUUUCCUCCCACUGGUGGUCGAGAACAAGAUGGAAGACCUAAAGGUGUUAGGUACAGGGGUUCUCGUGAAAAAGUGCAGAAGAAGAGGAAGUGUGGCUAG